Sinocyclocheilus rhinocerous is the source of this 1026-nucleotide messenger RNA. Its product is annotated as protein FAM43A-like. The record is from RefSeq and is a predicted model, not a curated record. The coding region runs from base 1 to 645 and encodes 214 amino acids. The transcript has a single exon. Lineage: Eukaryota; Metazoa; Chordata; Actinopteri; Cypriniformes; Cyprinidae.
AUGCACAGGAUCACCUACUGUGUCGCAGACCCGCGGCUCCCCAAGAUAUUCGCCUGGAUCUACCGGCACGAGAUGAAGCACAAGGCGGUGAUGCUGCGCUGCCACGCCGUGCUGGUGUCCAAGCCGGAGAAGGCGAAGGCCAUGGCGCUGCUCCUCUACCAGACCUCCGCGACAGCGCUGGCCGAGUUUAAAAGACUCAAAAGAAGGGACGACGCCAGGCACCAGCAACAGCAGUUGAUCGGGGAGCAAACGAUUCCCCUGGUGCCCCUGAGGAAGCUGCUUAACGGACAGUGUUACUACAAGCCCCCGGUGGAGCGCAGCAGGAGCGCACCCAAGCUGGGCUCCAUCACGGAGGACCUGAUCGGGGAGGAGGAGGAGGAGAAAGCCAUGCACUUUGAGUGCGAGGAUAUUCUGGACACCGUCAGCGACUGUGUGGCCAACGGCAAGCAAGAACUGUGCCAGAUUAUCAAUGACUUGGGCUCCAUGAGUAUAGGGAACGACGUGCAGAUGCUAAAAGCCGAUCUGAGGGUGACUCGCCUGCUGUCUGGGGAGAGCACAGGCAGCGAGUCUUCCAUAGACAGCAACCAAGAGACCGUUUCUCUUGCCAAUGGCACUGUGGAUAGGAAAAUGCAAGAAGUCGGUUGACCUUUCUUGAAUAUAAUAAAGACACGAUGCUUCGUGGUAAAGAAGAAAAGCGCUUGGGUGCACGAAUGUGCCAUUAAAUCCACUUGACUUGAAAGCGCAACGUUAGGAUUCACGGGGUGUGUUUUAAAACCUAGCGAUCUGCCUACCUAGACAUCAAAUUUGGGCCAAAACUGCUGCUCUCUGUAAAAAAAAAAAAAAAAAGUUUAUUAAAAUUUGAUUGCCGCCUGAAGUAAAAUCAAAGUGGUGCCAAAGUUACAACCUGCACUGCAAACUUUUGAGUUCAGCUGAUUCAGAGUGCCCACAAAAUGCUGUCAAGAUAGGCAGCUCACUAGGUUUUGAGACACAAGCCAUGGAAAUGUUUGUGGACUUAACAGACACUUG